This is a messenger RNA of Torulaspora globosa, 519 nucleotides long. RefSeq names its product clathrin light chain CLC1 (gene CLC1). The transcript has a single exon. NCBI's taxonomy places the organism in Eukaryota, Fungi, Ascomycota, Saccharomycetes, Saccharomycetales, Saccharomycetaceae. Gene Ontology annotation, biological process: vesicle-mediated transport; intracellular protein transport. Gene Ontology annotation, molecular function: structural molecule activity. The coding region runs from base 1 to 519 and encodes 172 amino acids. Gene Ontology annotation, cellular component: clathrin coat of trans-Golgi network vesicle; clathrin coat of coated pit. The record is from RefSeq and is a predicted model, not a curated record.
AUGUCGGAUUUCGAGGUUGAAAACAUACCUGCCAGUGCCACUGGCGUUUCGGAGCCAGAUCUUUUGGGAGUUGGUGAAGAAGACACAAUGCAGCGGGAACCACAUGAGGAAUCCACCGAAAAUGAAUUGAAUGACUUUUCCGCACCUAGUACUGAGAGUAGCAAUGGGGAUGCUAUACGGAACUGGAGAGAAAAGCGCGAAGCCGAUAUUGCCUCGAGGGACAAGGCCGAUCAGGAAGCCAAAAAAAAGCUGCAAGAGGCAGCGGUGAAGCACAUUGACGACUUCUAUGAGAACUAUAACAGAAAGAAAGCGCAACAGCAGGAAGAAGUAAAGCGUGAAGCGGAGGAGUUUCUGAGGAAGAAGCAAGAGUUCUUUUCGCAGGAAAAUACUACAACGUGGGACAGGGCACUGCAGCUAAUCAACGAGGACGAUGCCGAUAUUCUCGGAAACAGAGACAGAUCGAAGUUCAAGGAAAUCUUGCAGAGACUCAAGGGAAACCCUCACGCACCCGGUGCCUGA